UGUUCAGUGCUUGUUGAAGCCGUUGACUAUCUUUGGAAAAUCUUGAAUGCUUCAACAAUCUAAUGGAUAUGCAACUAUAACAAUCAUCUCCUGUUAUUACUGAGUGACCGUGUGUGUUUACCUGAAUGUGUUACCAUGGUGACCACUCACACACACAUCACCCUGUCACUCCUGCUGUUCCACAUUCUCCCGGCCAAAACGACUCAGGUUGAUGACCUCAUCGAUGAUGUCAUUGUCUCCACGGACCGUGGCAGAGUCCGGGGCACUCGGCUUCCCGUGCCAGGUGGUGGAUAUGUCAGGGCAUUCCUGGGAAUUCCCUAUGGGAACCCCCCUGUUGGGGAACUGCGUUUUCGUCCUCCUCAGCCUGCAGAUGGGUGGACAGGGGUACUACACGCCACACGCUACCCCAACUCCUGCCUCCAACCCCAGGAUACAUUAUUUCCUGGGUUCCGUGGAGCUGAGAUGUGGAACCCCAACACCAAGAUGAGUGAAGACUGUCUCUACCUCAACAUAUGGACUCCUCCCCCUUUGUUUAAGACACACCCUAAACGUUCCAAGAGCUCCUCCCCUGGUUCCUCAUUAGCUCCUGUCAUGGUGUGGAUAUACGGAGGCGGGUUCACUACAGGCACCGCCUCCCUAGACCUGUAUGACGGACAAUUCCUUAGCCAAUCAGAAGGCGUCGUGGUGGUGUCUAUGAACUACAGGCUCGGUCCAUUGGGUUUCCUGUCUCUUCCUGAGAGCGAAGGUGUCCGUGGUAACGCUGGAAUGCUGGACCAGCGCUUGGCUCUGUACUGGGUAGCCAAUAACAUUGCUGCCUUCGGCGGAGACCCUUCAAAGGUGACGUUGUUUGGGGAAAGUGCUGGCUCUGCAUCUGUGGGUCUCCAUCUCCUCUCCCCUGGCAGCCAUGGUCUGUUCAACAGGGCAAUACUACAGAGUGGUUCCCCUAACACUCCAUGGGCUGUCAUGACUCAACAGCAGGCCUGGAACAGGUCCCUGUCCCUGGGUAGGCUGUUGGGUUGUCCCCUGGCACCUCUGGCUGUCCUGGAGCAGUGUCUACAGAGAGCCCAUCCAGAGGAUAUCAUCAAGCAGCAGUACAACGUCCUCUCUCUCCCCACAAUCCUAGUAUUACCAUUCACCCCCUCUGUCGACCAAAACUUCCUACCAGACAUGCCAGAGGUUCUGCUCCGGACGGGACACUUCCUGAAGACAGAUGUGCUGAUUGGUUUGAACCAAGAUGAGGGGACCUACUUCCUGGUUUACGGGGCGCCAGGAUAUGACAUCACUAGCCAGAGCCUGAUCAGCAGGGAGAACUUCCUAAAAGGGGUGGACCUAGUGUUGCCGGGAUUCAGUGAUGUCACGAGGGAGACAGCCAUCUUCCAGUACACUGAUUGGACGGAUGAGAAUAGUGGGAUGAAGAAUCGUGAUUUGCUUGGGCGAAUGUUGGGAGACCAUGAUUUUAACUGCCCUGUGCUGGAGUUUGCCCAGAGGUACACAGAACAUGGGGGUAAGGCCCGCCUCUUCCUGUUCGAUCACCACUCCUCCACCAAUCCCUGGCCAGCAUGGAUGGGCGUGAUGCAUGGCUAUGAGAUUGAGUUUGUCUUUGGAAUUCCGCUGAACAGAACCCUGGGAUACCUGGAGGAGGAAGUGGUCAUGAGCAGGAGGAUGAUGAAGUACUGGGCCAACAUGGCUAGGACCGGGAACCCAAGCAUAGAGGAAGGGGAUUGGCCACUUUUCACCGUGGACCAACAGGAAUACAUCACCCUAAACUCAUCCCCUCCACACACACAAAAGAGGCUUGCAGCUCAUCAAUGCCAGUUCUGGAACAACUUCCUCCCCAAACUGCAGGACGUCACUGUGAAUGUAGAUGAGUUAGAACAGCAGUGGAGGAAUCACUUCCAUCGUUGGAUGUCGUACAUGUUGGAGUGGAAGAAUUACUACUCUGACCACAGCCUGAGCAGCCCAGAGGGUCAGAAGCAGCAGGACUGUGACCAGAGGCCCUUGGAGCCCUAGACCUUUGACUGAACCCCUCAACUCAACAAGACUAACUUAAAAAUUAUACUUUGCUUUUCAACGAGACAAUACAUUUUGUCGCGCAAAGAAACGUUCACAACCAUAAUUUGGUUCUGAAUGUAAUGCCAGGCCUUUUCACUGAUCACUGCUAUAUCUGUUUGUACUUGUUCUUGUCCUUUCAAUUGAACAUGUGUCUUGCUUUGUGUAUGUGACGAUGUUAUGUUUCUGUGUGUUUGGUGGGGUAAAGUAAUGGCUGACAUGUUUCUGUGUGUUUGGUGGGCUAAAGUAACAUGAGAGAUGAUUCUGUGUGCAGGAGAGAUGAUUGGUGGGAUAAAGUAACAGGAGAGAUGAUUGGUGGGGUAAAGUAACAGGAGAGAUGAUUGGUGGGGUAAAGUAACAGGAGAGAUGUUUGGUGGGGUAAAGUAACAGGAGAGAUGAUUGGUGGGGUAAAGUAACAGGAGAGAUGAUUGGUGGGGUAAAGUAACAGGAGAGAUGAUUGGUCGGGUAAAGUAACAGGAGAGAUGAUUGGUCGGGUAAAGUAACAGGAGAGAUGAUUGGUCGGGUAAAGUAACAGGAGAGUAAACAGUGUAACAAUUUUACUUGUUAUGUAUGUAUUGUUCUGUGACAGAUGAUCUGAGAUCCUUAAAUGCCAUAGCCUUUUAUUUGGGCCAUAACCAGUCAGAAUCGUUUCUCAAAAACCUGAACGUACGCACACACGCACACGCACGCACACACACACACACACACACACACACACACACACACACACACACACACACACACACACACACACACACACACACACACACACGCACACACGCACACACGCACGCACGCACGCACACACGCACGCACGCACACGCACACACGCACGUACACACACACACACACACACACACACACACACACACACACACACACACACACACACACACACACACACACACACACACACACACACACACACACACAGACUCGGUGUAAGAUGGCUGCCGGCUCCCACCUCAGUGUGUAGAGGGUGAAGAUAGGAAGACGAGCCCGUUGGCAUUACCCGUGUCAUCAGUGUGCCCUCAUUUAUGAAAACAUUUGUUAUUUUCCAAAGAGAGAGUACAUUGUCUGUCUGAUGGAAGUCAUGCCUUUUGGAUCCUUGCAUAGAGAGAGAGAGAGACUAUAAAUGAGUUGUCUGGGUGAUACAGAAGUAGAGUUUUUAAGUAUGUUUGUGUGAUGGCAAAUGAGCAGUGUAGGUGAUGGGCCUCUUAUUGGCUUGGUUUUGCUUUCUUCUUUAGUUUGAUUGCCUCUGAGGUGUAAAACUUGUGUAUAAUUCACUUUAAAUAAAGUUUGCAUUGAUUUGACCUGUUUAACGUU
Oncorhynchus kisutch (coho salmon) is the source of this 3375-nucleotide messenger RNA. Its product is annotated as cholinesterase. Gene Ontology annotation, biological process: choline metabolic process; acetylcholine catabolic process. The record is from RefSeq and is a predicted model, not a curated record. Gene Ontology annotation, cellular component: plasma membrane. Gene Ontology annotation, molecular function: acetylcholinesterase activity. Bases 136 to 2010 code for a protein of 624 amino acids. Lineage: Eukaryota; Metazoa; Chordata; Actinopteri; Salmoniformes; Salmonidae. The transcript has 9 exons.